AUGUACAAUGGUCAUACAGACCCUGUGGAGCAUGUGAGCCACUUCAACCAGAGAAUGGCAGUGCACUCCAAGAAUGAGACCUUGAUGUGUAAGGUAUUUCCAUCCAGCUUGGGGCCUAUGAUGAUGAGGUGGUUUGAUGGCCUGGGUGCAGGUUCUAUUGAUUCUUUUAAGGAGCUCAACUGGGCGUUUGGAUCUCGCUUCAUUACGUGCAGUAAGGUUCCUCGGCCCUUAAACGCCUGGUUGUCUAUGUCCAUGCGAGAAGGGGAGACCCUGAAAACGGACUUGGACAGAUAUUGGGAGAUGUUCAAUGAGAUCGAUUGGGACUUUGAUAAUGUGGCUAUAAGGACCUUCAAGGUCGGCCUGCCUGCCGAGCAUGAUUUGAGAAAAUCUUUGAUCAAGAAGCCGGUGAGGAGUAUGCAUCAGCUUAUGGACCGUAUUGACGAAUACAAGUGGGUUGAGGAACACUAG
Molecule: messenger RNA, 468 nt
Organism: Quercus robur (English oak)
Lineage: Eukaryota; Viridiplantae; Streptophyta; Magnoliopsida; Fagales; Fagaceae
Exons: 1
Coding region: 1-468 (155 amino acids)
Source: RefSeq, a predicted model, not a curated record